Callithrix jacchus (white-tufted-ear marmoset) is the source of this 1774-nucleotide messenger RNA. Lineage: Eukaryota; Metazoa; Chordata; Mammalia; Primates; Cebidae. The record is from RefSeq and is a predicted model, not a curated record.
AUGCUCUCACUGAGCCAUACAGUGCCGUUCUGUAUUAACCGGUUUGCAGACUAUUUCACACUGAUGAGCUCCUCUUCAAGACCAGAAGAAACCUUAAAGAGACGUGAAAACCUUAAAGAGACAUCACCUGACAUAGAGAAACAUGUCACCCAGUAUUGCCACCGUGCUGUUCAGGUCCCACAAGACCUCAGCCUGGAACACAUCAAGGAUGAUGAGCUACCCCGUGAUGUGGAGAAGCCCACCGUUUGGUGUUACCGCCGUCCCGUUGAGGUCCCGCAGGACCUCAUAUUAGAAGACAUCGAGGAUGAGGAGCUACCCCGUGACGAGGAGAAGCCCGCCGUUUCGUGUCACCGCCGUCCCGUUGAGGUCCCGCAGGACCUCAUACUAGAAGACAUCGAGGAUGAGGAGCUACCCCGUGACGAGGAGAAGCGUGCCAUUUGGUGUCACCGCCGUCCUCUUGAAAUCAUCUUAGAGGAUGACGAGGAUGAGGACCUACCCCGUGAUGUGGACACCGUGACAGCCCCAAAUGACCUCCCUCCUCCUGAGGAUUGCAGGAGCCCCAAGUGUGAGGAAGAUGGUGAGGGUUCAUCACUCGCUGUUGACGUGUCGUCAAGUGACCUGGCGAGCACGGUCGGACUCAGAUCCCAGACAGAGGAAGAAGAUCUGGAGGAGGAAAACCUCUACGGAAUAUCCCAGAAAAGGGUGAAAAGCUGGCUUGGGAGCGUCUUCAAAGCAAAGGAAGACGAUCCCCAAGGCCAGUAGGUUUGUGUACGCCCAUCUGACCCCAGCCAUGUAGUGCCGGUGUUUUAUCUGAAGUGUGACUCUGACUUUUCUUGAAAACAACUGUUGGCUUUCAUCCAUGGCUGGGGCAUCAUCCACAGCUGAAUCAUCAUCCAUGGCUGAGACAUCAGGGACAUUCACAGAUGGGCAUCAUCCAAGCCUGGGGCAUCAUCCACUGCUGGGACAUCAUCCACACCUGGGGCAUCAUCCACACCUGGGGCAUCAUCAACUGCUGGGACAUCAUCCACUGCUGUGGCAUCAUCCACGCCUGGGGCAUCAUUCAUCCACUGCUAGAACAUCAUCCACUGCUGGGACAUCAUCCACUGCUGUGGCAUCAUCCACACCUGGGGCAUCAUCCACUGCUGGGACAUCAUCCACUGCUGGGACAUCAUCCACUGCUGUGGCAUCAUCCACACCUGGGGCAUCAUCCACACCUUGGGCAUCAUCCACUGCUGGGACAUGACACCUGGGACAUCAUCCCCACCCAGGACGUCAUCAACACUGGGGGCAUCAUCCACAGCUGGGGUAUCAUCCACUGCUGGGGCAUCAUCCACUGCUGGGACAUCAUCCAUGCCUGGGACAUCAUCCACUACUGGGACAUCCAUGCCUGUGGCAUCAUCCACACCUGGAGCAUCAUCCACUGCUGGGGAAUCAUCGACACCUGGGACAUCAUCCACUGCUGGUGCAUCAUCCACUGCUGGGACAUCAUCCACGCCUAGGGCGUCAUCCACUGCUGUGGCAUCAUCCACGCCUGGAACAUCAUCCACACCUGAGGCAUCAUCCACAGGUGGGCAUCAUUUACACCUGGGGCAUUAUCCAUGCCUGGGGCAUCAUCCACUGCUGGGGCUUCAUGCAUGCCUAUGCCUCUGGUAGCUCUUCACCAUUGCUCUCUCCGGGUUCCAGAGGCUUCCAUUUAAAGGAGCGACUCUCCCCACUCUACUGGAAUCUAAUGAAAACUGUUUUAAAUAAAGCCAUCCCUUAUUUAGCACUAGAA